UGGAGAUAAUGUUGUGCGCAUUGAUCGUUUUAAUUAACAUACUUGAUUGUCCUCUAAUUAACUCUUACUGCGAUUUGUGGGCUUUAACCCAGGAUUUCUCCAUGACAGACCUUCAUUUUGUAGGAUGACUUCCAACAUUAUUUUAGAAGAGUUUCUUUUUAAAAAAUCUCAACAGAAGAGGAGAACCUCACCUUGUAAUUAUAAAGAAAGAUAUUUCAUUCUGAGGAAGGAUGAGCUGGCAUAUUAUGAAUAUCGGCAUGCUAAAAAGCCCACCCUUAAAGGCUCCAUAGAACUGUCAAGAAUCAAAUGCGUGGAGAUUGUGAGGAGUGACGUUCACAUUCCCUGUAGCUUCAAAUACCCCUUUCAGGUUGUCCACGACAAUUACUGCUUAUAUGUGUUUGCACCAGAUAAAGACACGCAGCAGAAGUGGGUAUGGGCCCUGAAAGAAGAAACAAAAAACAAUAAUCUUCUUAACAAGUACCAUCCAAAUUUUUGGGUGGAUGGAAGAUGGAGAUGCUGUUCUCAGACUGAAAAGCUGGCCGCCGGCUGUGUGGAAUACGACCCAACCAAAAACGGUUCUAGGAAGCCACUGCCACCAACACCAAAGGACAACCGUAGGCAGUUUUCUGACCCAGGAGCAAUGGUGGUGGUCGCUCUUUACGACUUUAUUCCUCAAGGUGCCGGCGACCUGAUGUUGCAUAGACAAGAGGAGUACAUUGUGACAGACCAGUCGGAUCCCAACUGGUGGAUUGCUCAGGACAAGAAUGGACAAAGCGGCUAUAUACCCAGCAACUUUGUUAUUGAGAAGUCUCCUGACAACUUAGAGGCUUUUGGGUGGUUCAACAAAAACAUCAGCAGAACAAAGGCGGAGCAGCUGCUCUUUCAGGAGGACAAAGAAGGAGCUUUCAUUGUGAGAAAUUCCAGACAGGCUGGAGUCUACACAGUGUCGGUGCUCACAAAAGCACUGGGCUCAACAGGAGAAAACCACCCAAAAGUGAAGCAUUAUCACAUCCGGGAGACGCUGACGGAUGAGCUCAAGUAUUACUUGGCGGAGAGAUAUGUCUUCAACUCAAUUCCAGAUCUCAUCCAUUACCAUCAACACAAUGCAGCAGGUCUCAUAACCAGACUAAGGCACCCCGUUUCAGGAGGCAGAGAAAAGGCCCCGGCUACAGCCGGCUUCAGUUACGGUAAAUGGGAGAUUGAACCCUCAGAGCUGAACUUCAUUGAGGAGGUGGGCAGUGGCCAGUUUGGCGUGGUUCAACUUGGGUACUGGAAUGGCAACUCUAAAGUAGCCAUCAAGAUGAUAAAGGAAGGAGCAAUGUCCGAAGAGGACUUCAGGGAAGAGGCUAAAAUCAUGAUGAGGCUGUCUCAUCCCAAGUUGGUCCAGCUACAUGGCGUUUGCACUAAGGAAACCUCGAUGUACCUGGUGUUUGAAUUCAUGGAUCAUGGCUGUCUGUCUGACUACCUGAGAAAUCACAAGGGCAACAUUUCCAGGGAGACCCUGCUGGGCAUGUGUUUGGAUGUGUGUGAAGGCAUGGCUUACCUGGAAAGAGCAAACUUCAUCCACAGAGAUCUGGCAGCCAGAAACUGCUUAGUAGGAGAAAACUACGAAGUGAAAGUGUCAGACUUUGGGAUGACCAGGUUUGUCCUGGAUGAUCAGUACACAAGCUCCCUGGGUUCGAAGUUUCCAGUGAAGUGGUCAGCGCCUGAGGUUAUCCAAUAUUCCAAAUUCAGCAGCAAGUCUGAUGUAUGGUCCUUUGGUGUUGUAAUGUGGGAAGUCUUCAGUGAAGGGAAAAUGCCAUAUGAGAACCGCUCAAAUGGAGAAGUGGUGGAAGCCAUUGGAGCUGGGCAGAGACUUCUGAGACCCAAACUGGCAUCUGACUUUAUCUACCAGCUAAUGGAGUGGUGCUGGAAGGAGAGACCAGAAGAUCGACCGUCCUUUACUAUUCUCUUCCACGAGCUGGCAGAACUGGCUGAUUUAUAAGUGGUGAAAUGACACCUCACAUUCGGGCAGCUCUCACAAGAUCAACAGAUACCUGAACGAGUGGCAGCCAUUAAGGAUGUGCACUGCCAGCCAGGGCUCUGUGCUCAUUUACUUCCAUCAGUGCAUUUGCAUUAAUAUUUAAUUUGAACUGUAUGUGUGUGUGUAAUGCAGGAUGUUUGUCUGCAGAGGGCAGCAGAGAGUUGCCUUCAAGUUCUCGUUCAGCAGAGAGCCGCCACACGGCUGGCUGAAAGCAGUGGUAUCAGUGCGGUGGGCUCGGUGCCCUGUGUCGAGGCUCCAUAAGAGAGAUGUUGGGCAAUCCUGAUAUUUGUCAAGUCAACACCUCAACUCUCGAGGAAGAAGGUUUGAGUGCCAGCAUUCCAAAGCAGAGGUAAUACUUCACACAGACUUCAUUAGUAUGCCUUCAGAGCGUUCUUUUGUGUUCGUUGUCCCUUAAAAUGUUGGGUACGCUAUCAACCAGCUGUUUUAAAAAUGUUUUUUAAUAUGUAAGAGAAAUCAACAGCUUCUAUUGCUUGUUAUCUGCUUAAUGAUAUGUUAGUUGAGUGAAAGAAAUGAAGAGAGGAGAAGACGAGAAGGUUUCACGGAUAGGAAGUCAGAGGUUACACUCUCGAGUAGGUCCGCUUCCAUGAAGCGUCUCAGCAACGUGUCCCAGUUUUAUUGGGUGAAUGAAAUUCUAAAGAUGUUAUUGUUAUUGAAUACAUAUUAUUUAUAGCAGGGGUCGGCACCCUUUCAGCGGUGACGUGCCAAACCUAUGUUACAAUGUUAUUUAGCGUGCCAACAUAAUUCUACCAAUUUUGUUAUAUAUAAUAUCGAAAUUAGUCCGGUUAUAAUGGGCAUUAAAAGUAUAUUAUAACCGGAUCUUAUAUUAUUGGCCAUUCAGUCAUUGUUUAAUCUGCUAUAUCCUAACACAGGGUCACUGGGGGUCAAUCCCAGGGUGCAAAGCAGGAACAAAUCCCUGGACAGGGUGCCAGCCCACUACAGGGCACACACACACCUAACCUGCAUGUCUUUGGACUGUGGGAGGAAACCCACGCAGACAUGGGGAGAACAUGCAAACUCCACGCAAGGAGGACCCGGGAAAUGAACCCAGGUCUCCUUACUGCCAGGCAGCAGCGCUGCCACUGUGCCACCGUGCCACCCCAUUGGCCAAUUCAAUAUUGUAAAAAGUGUGUCAAAAUUCAGUGGUUGAGGAUGGUAAUCAGCUGUAAACUGCAACAAAACUUGCCGUUAUGUUUUAGUUCGACUUUCUUUGCCAUAAGGAAAGUUAGCUUUUUUGAUUUGACCUCGAUUCCCUGUGCGUGUGUGAGUAGUGAAGCACAAACAACAUCUAAAAUGGCAUCGACCUCUGGUGAAAGACCAAAGCGAAAGCACAAAGCAAAAUACUCCGUAGAUGACGAUUUGCUUAUUAUCACUGAAUCAAACUCUGACUUCUCAAACUCUGAUUUUGAUGCAAGUGAUCUGGAGAUGGAGGUAGCUGAUCGCUCCAAAGAUGAUUGUGGUACUGAGCAUGUUCGUGUAGCUCAGGGGUCUCCAGCUCCGGUCCUGGAGGACCACCGUGGCUGCAGGUUUUCAUCCUAACCUUUUUCUUAAUGAGUGACCUGUUUUUGCUGCGAAUUCAAUUCUACUGAAUUCAUUUUAAUUGACUUGUUCUUGAAGACUCAGACUCCUUAAUUGUUUCUUUUUCCUUAAUUAGCAGCCAAACAAUAAUGAGACACAAAAUGAGCCAAAACAACUGGUGUCCAUCAUACAAUAUCUGAACAUAAAGAAUGAUGAAGGUCUCAGGAAUGAGGAUCUGCUCAGGUCCCCAAAACAUUUUAACAGAGCUCUUAGAAAAGAGGAGAUUAACGAUUUCGGAAAUGUCUGCUAAUGCAUCAUGACAGUAGCAUCAAGCCAUGGGAUUAAAGAACGGGUUUAAUUAACAACAAGACUCGGCACCUCAUUAAGCAGCUUGUUGGAGUGGAGUUUGAGGCCCUGACUUAGUUGGUCUUCUGUUGACUCACACACUUCAAAUUUCAUUUCUGUGUAAGGAAAUAAAUGAAGCAGUUCAGAGAAAUGAUGAAUGUAGUGAAAAGUCAAGCAAAAUGACACCUUUUAUUAACUAACUAAAAAGAUUACAAUAUGCAAGCUUUCGAGGCAACUCAGGCCCCUUCUUCAGGCAAAAAUGUAAUACAGAAAAUGGAGUUCCCUGUGUUUAUAUACACACACUAGGACAAGAAACAACAUUGGAAAACCUUUAAAUGAGACCUCUUACAUGUAAAAAAUGAAUAGACUCCUUCAGGCUAGGGUUCAUUUAACAAGAGAGAAGAACAAUGUAUA
Molecule: messenger RNA, 4318 nt
Organism: Erpetoichthys calabaricus (reedfish)
Lineage: Eukaryota; Metazoa; Chordata; Cladistia; Polypteriformes; Polypteridae
Gene: itk
Product: IL2 inducible T cell kinase
Exons: 17
Coding region: 125-1984 (619 amino acids)
Biological process (GO): peptidyl-tyrosine autophosphorylation; intracellular signal transduction; adaptive immune response
Molecular function (GO): non-membrane spanning protein tyrosine kinase activity; ATP binding; protein binding
Source: RefSeq, a predicted model, not a curated record